GCCUAUAGACUCUCCCGUAGCCCGUAGCCCGUAGCCCGCGUUCGAGCGAGCACUCCUUUUCCGGAGCGGAGCAUCGGCGAGACGAGUUGUAUAUUUCCCACUGGCUCGCUCGCUCGCUCGUCACCUUGACCACCUCGCCGCUCCCAGUCCCAGGCCAGGUCCUCCGCCCGCCCGCCCGCUCCAUACCUUUGUCCAGUUACCAUCGUCGUCAUCAUCCCGCUCCCUCUACUCUCCUCGGUGCUACGGCCUUCCCGGGCUGUCCACUGACCGUGAGGGGCUGAGAGGGACGCUCCAACGCACGCCGACAGGGACCGGGAGACGAGGAGGACUAGCAAACCAAGCACCACCGACUUGAGCAAGACAACCAGCGCCCUCGCUCAAUUGCUUGCUGCUCCCUCCAGCUUGCGCCCUCGGCCGCGGCCGUCCUGGUUCCCUCCGGUGACUGACCCGGUCAAGGAGCCCCAGCCAGGGGUCGCCGGCCGCCUGCCAUCCCGGACCGGAGCACAGCGCCGGCGAAAGAGACAAAUGGGGGCCGGGACUAGGCCGUCCGCGGCGGCGGCGUCCCUGCUCGCCGUAGCCGCCUGCUGCGCGGCGCUCCUCGUCGCGGCCGCGCCGCCGCAGCAGCAGCACAAGCACGUCAGGAUCUCAGGGAAUGCCGGCGACGUGCUGGAGGACGACCCGGUGGGGAAGCUCAAGGUGUUCGUCUACGAGAUGCCGAGGAAGUACAACCAUUACCUGCUCGAGAAGGACAACCGGUGCCUCUACCACAUGUUUGCGGCGGAGAUCUUCAUGCACCAGUUCCUGCUGGCGAGCGCGGUGCGGACCAUGAACCCGGAGGAGGCCGACUGGUUCUACACCCCGGUGUACGUGACCUGCGACCUGACGCAGCAAGGGUUCCCGUUGCCGUUCCGGGCUCCCCGGAUCAUGCGGAGCGCCAUACAGUACAUCGCGGCGACAUGGCCUUACUGGAACCGGACGGAGGGGGCAGACCACUUCUUCCUUGCUCCCCAUGAUUUUGGGGCGUGCUUCCACUAUCAGGAGGAGAGAGCUAUUGAGAGGGGGAUCCUCCCGCUUCUCCGGCGCGCGACCCUGGUGCAGACGUUUGGGCAGAGGAACCAUGUGUGCAUGCAGGAAGGGUCCAUAACCAUUCCUCCCUAUGCCAACCCCCAGAAGAUGCAGGCUCACCUCAUCUCCCCCGGCACUCCCCGGUCCAUCUUCGCCUACUUCCGCGGCCUCUUCUACGACAUGGGCAACGACCCCGAGGGCGGCUACUACGCCAGGGGCGCGCGGGCGUCGGUGUGGGAGAACUUCAAGGACAACCCGCUGUUCGACAUGUCGUCGGAGCACCCGUCGACGUACUACGAGGACAUGCAGCGGGCCAUCUUCUGCCUGUGCCCGCUGGGGUGGGCGCCGUGGAGCCCGCGGCUGGUGGAGGCGGUGGUGUUCGGGUGCAUCCCGGUGAUCAUCGCGGACGACAUCGUGCUGCCCUUCGCGGACGCCAUACCAUGGGAGCAGAUCAGCGUGUUCGUGGCCGAGGCGGACGUGCCGCGGCUCGACUCCAUCCUGGCGUCCGUGGCCCCCGAGGACGUGCUCCGGAAGCAGCGCCUGCUGGCCAGCCCGGCCAUGAAGCAGGCCGUGCUCUUCCACCAGCCGGCCAGGCCCGGCGACGCCUUCGACCAGGUGCUCAACGGGCUCGCCCGCAAGCUGCCGCACCCGGACGGCGCCUUCCUCAAGCCCGGCCAGAAGGUGCUCGACUGGAACGCCGGACUCGACAGCGACCUCAAGCCGUGGUAGCCGUGUGUGUAGAUCGUCGGAGCGCUUUGCAUAGUCUCGUGUACAUUUUUGUUCUUCGGAAGACCUCACGCCCUGUUCCUUUUUCUUCUUCCGUUUCGUUAUUUCGUUUGUUCUUCUUUUUUCCACGGCCACUUUUGCGUGUAUGCAGCAGCAGCAGCAGCAGCGAUAGAGAUUUGAUGAGAA
Molecule: messenger RNA, 1977 nt
Organism: Hordeum vulgare subsp. vulgare (domesticated barley)
Lineage: Eukaryota; Viridiplantae; Streptophyta; Magnoliopsida; Poales; Poaceae
Product: probable glucuronosyltransferase Os01g0926400
Exons: 4
Coding region: 526-1794 (422 amino acids)
Biological process (GO): plant-type secondary cell wall biogenesis; glucuronoxylan biosynthetic process
Molecular function (GO): glycosyltransferase activity
Source: RefSeq, a predicted model, not a curated record